Frankliniella occidentalis (western flower thrips) is the source of this 584-nucleotide messenger RNA. Its product is annotated as U11/U12 small nuclear ribonucleoprotein 48 kDa protein-like. NCBI's taxonomy places the organism in Eukaryota, Metazoa, Arthropoda, Insecta, Thysanoptera, Thripidae. The record is from RefSeq and is a predicted model, not a curated record. The transcript is spliced from 3 exons. Bases 138 to 569 code for a protein of 143 amino acids.
CCGUGUUCCACGCUCGUUUAACUGACGCGGAAAAGUUUUUCAUACGUACGGUUCGCCGGGUGUCUAGCAGAACAGCUGAUUGUUUUGAAGCUGUUUACAUUCUUAGUUUGGAAAUCAAAGAGAAAGACUCACUAAACAUGGAUUAUUUAGGGGAUGAAAGAAGAAAACAACUCUCAGAAUUAGAGGAUUUUAUCAAGAAAUCAACGGAUCAACUGAAUUCUGUCCUUGAUACUCUUGGUUGGACUCGCGACGUGCUUCUCAGAGAGGGUGCUGAUAUGGUACCAUGCCCUCUGAAUCCCGAACACCGCAUGCCACAAAGAAGUUUGAAACGCCACUUAGAAAAAUGUUCCCUGCAUCAAGAAGGGUAUAGAUCUGACGAAGAGUUUUUAUCAGCUUCUGAAUUUUCAUCUGGUCCUUCGGUUGUAAUAGAUCAACAUAACUUGAAUCAAAUUUUAAAAAGACCAACUACUAUGGCAGAUUCUGACGACUUUGGUAAGUUUAUCUACUAUCAUUUCAUCGAAGCUGCUCUUUUACCGUAUGAUUUUCGUAACUAUUAUGCACACUUUUAAAGUGUUCACUGCUUA